CCGGCGGUGCGGCGGGGGAGAUGUGCGCGGCGGGGAGGCGCUGGGGCCGGCGGCAGCGAGUGCUGCUGUGGGGCGUCCUGCUGGCGGCCUGGGAGGCGGCGUGGGGGCAGCUGCGCUACUCGGUGCCCGAGGAGAUGCCCAAGGGCUCGUUCGUGGGCGACGUGGCCAAGGACCUGGGGCUGCAGAUGCCGGCGCUCUCAGACCGUGGCGUCCGCAUCAUAGACAGAGGUAGGACACAGUACUUUGCUCUACACGGGAAGACAGGACAUUUAGUGACGGCCGAGAGGAUCGACAGAGAGCAGCUGUGCCGGCUGGUGGAGCAAUGCGUGCUGCGCUGUGAGCUGAUAGUGGAGGGGGAAAUGAAGGUUUACAAAAUUGAUGUGGAAAUCACGGACAUUAACGACAACUCCCCCACCUUCAAGGACAUUGAAGUGGAAGAGAAAAUAAGCGAGAUGACAGCCUCAGGGUCGCGGUUUGCACUUCCCAGGGCUCACGACCCCGACUCGGGACAGAAUUCCCUGCAGAGCUACGAGCUGAGCGGCGACGAGCACUUCUCGCUGGCCGUGCAGACGGGCCCCGGCGGGGAUCAGCGUCCCGAGCUGGUGCUGGCGAAGGCGCUGGACCGGGAGGAGGCGGCGUUCCACGAGCUGGUGCUGAGGGCGAGCGACGGCGGCGAGCCGUCCCGGACGGGCACGGCGCGGAUCCGCGUGACGGUGCUGGACGCGAACGACAACGCGCCCGUGUUCAGCCAGGCGGAGUACACGGUGCGUGUGCCGGAGGACGUGCCCGUGGGCUCCGUCCUCGUCACCGUCACGGCCACAGAUGCAGAUGAAGGCUUGAACGGGAACGUCAGAUACUCAUUGCAGAAAGAGGCGGACAUGGCAUUGGAUAUUGUCAAUGUGGAUGCUGAAACCGGAGAGAUCACGCUAUUGCGAAGCCUGGACUUUGAGGAAGGCAAAGCCUACGAGCUGGAGGUGCAAGCACGGGACGGAGGACAACUUUACGAUACGGCAAAGGUCGGGAUCACCGUAACCGACGUCAAUGACAAUGCGCCUGAACUAACAGUGACUUCUCAGCUUAGUGAGGUCUCUGAGGACGCCCCUUCGGGGACUGUUGUAGCCCUGCUGCACGUACAGGACCAGGACUCGGGGGCCAACGGCGAAGUGCGCUGCUCGCUCGAUGAGGGCGUCCCGUUCCGCCUGGAGAGCUCUCAGGACAGCUACUACCGAGUGGUGACAGCGAAAGAGCUGGACCGGGAGCAGGAGUCGGAGUACAACGUGACGGUGCGGGCGGCCGACGGCGGUCGUCCAUCUCUGCAGAGCAGCAAGGUGCUGUGUCUGCGGGUGCUGGACGUGAACGACAACGCGCCGGUGUUCUCGCAGGAGCGCUACAGCGCUCGGCUGUCGGAGAACAACGUGGCGGGCGCGCUGGUGCUGCGGGUGCGGGCGACGGACUCGGACUGGGGGGAGAACGCGCGCGUGCGGUACCGUCUGGGGGAGGGUGGUGUGCGGGGCUGGCCGCUGUCGUCGUACGUGUCGGUGCAGGCGGAGACGGGCGCGCUGUACGCGCUGCGCUCGUUCGAUUACGAGGAGGUGCGCGAGGUGGGGCUGUGGGUUUGGGCGGAGGACGGCGGCUCGCCGGCGCUGAGCAGCAACGUGUCGGUGCGGCUGGUGAUCGUGGACGAGAACGACAACGCGCCGCAGGUGCUGUACCCGCCGGCGUCGGGGGCGGCUGUGUCGGGCUCGGUGUGGUCGGGCGUGGAGCUGGCGGCGCGGUCGAGCGAGGCCGGCGCGCUGGUGGCCAAGGUGGUGGCGGUGGACGCGGACGCGGGUCAGAACGCGUGGCUGUCGUACGAGCUGGCCAAGGCGACGGAUCCGGGGCUGUUCCGCGUGGGGCUGCACAGCGGCGAGGUGCGCACGGCGCGCUCGCCACUGGCCCGCGACGCGGCGCGGCAGAGCCUGGUGGUGCUGGUGAAGGACCACGGGCGGCCGGCGCUGUCGGCCACGGCCACGCUGAGCGUGGUGCUGGCCGAGAGCGUGGCCGAGCUGCUGGCCGAGCUGGGCAGCGCGGCGCGGGCGGAGGCGGAGGCGGGGGCGGGCGAGGCGGGCGGCAGCCUGACGCGCUGGCUGGUGCUGGCCGUGGCCGCCGUGUCGUGCCUGUUCCUCGCCUUCCUGCUGCUGCUGCUGGCGCUGCGCCUGCGGCGCUGGCGGCGCUCGCAGCAGCAGCUGCUGGCGGCGGGCAGCGGCGCCUUGCGCGGCGUGCCGGCCACGCACUUCGUGGGCAUCGACGGCGUGCGCGCCUUCCUGCACUCCUACUCGCACGACGUGUCUCUCACGGCCGACUCGCGCAAGAGCCACCUCCGCUUCUCGGCCGACAGCUGCUGCGACACCCUGCCGGCCCGGCCGCCGCCCGACGAGCCCGCGCCGCUGCUCGCCGACGAGGAACCUGCCGGGUCCCAACCUGCUGACCCCGCCCCUCCCCCGGUGAGUUCCUCAUGCCGAACUCUGUCUGCGAGUCUUCCCUCUGUUGUUCCUCUGUCCUUUUUCCCCCGUGGCCUGUGUCCUGCACAGGGAAAUUUGCUAACAAGUAAGGAGAGGCACCGUUCUUUGCUACACUGUGGGCUGGUGCCUCUCGCUGCGGUGAGAGGGACGUGGGAUCGGUGCUCAGCCUCAGAGUUGGUGGGCGAGGUAGUAGAAGGGAGGCUGCUCUUGGCUGGAGGUUCUUUUUUUGCCAGGCUUUGUGUUUUCCGAAAGCAUCAUUUCUUUUCUCCUUUUGUACCCUGACAAGUGGAAUUCCUGUCAGCCUUAAGUAUUCUCCACCGAUGUGUUGCAUUACAGGGAAAUUGAAUUUACGAUGCUCGCAGGGUCAGGUGUCUUUCUAACAGCACAUGUGAAUGAACAGGUUGGGAUUCUCUUGAAAUCGAACUUAGUGGCCCCGUGUGCAACAUCACUCGACAUCUGUUUUAUUCUUCUCAGCCUUCCUGUGUCUCCACGGUAAUGCAGAGACCAACGAAAUGUUUCUUAACUCGUCCUUGCCAUUAUCUUUGUGCUCCUGGUGGAGGAAUAGGCUGGUUAAUUAGCAGUCCCUUGGUGAUGUUUGUCUGCUUGCUAUGAAGAGGAAUGAAACUCGUGAAUGUUGUGGCUGUUUGGGAAAGCAUGUAAUGUAAAGGGAUGGUGGAGGAAAUGGCAGAGUUGUCUGAAGUCCAUGGUCCGAUGGUGGUCCCCAGUGAAGAAAAACGGCAAGAAUGUGACUUUAUUCUUCUCAAAGACUUUUGUGUAGGCAACAUAGUAAUCAGUCUGAUUUGGGAGCAUGGGGAGGUUCUUCCUUGUGUAUGUGCAGGUUGUGAUGAAUUUCACCAAUAGCUUAAUUACAGACUUAUCACAAGUGCCACAAUGUAACCUUUGAGAUCCCCUUCCUGUCUAUUCUUUCCUUACUUAAGACUGGAAUUAGGUGCCUUCCAUAAGUGCCAUAAUCCAGAAGAGGACGUUGUGAUCCCUUCCUUUCUGCAGGUGUUACCUUCUUGCCUUGCUCGCUGUCAUGGCUGAAGGUGGGCCUUUGUAUCAGAUAAUGCGUGGCAGAUCAGAUCUGUCACCCUUGUCUGACUGUCCCGCACACGCCUUUCGUUUUUACAGCUGUAAAGAGAAGGACUUUCAGAGAGGUGUUUCCUUAAGAUGUCACUGGCAGAAAUGCUCUUAUGUGUCACAUGCAUGUGGUGUGAAAGCAAAUACUGUCCACGUUAAAGAGAAGUUGUCUCUGCAACUUUCCCAUGGGUGGGGUCUGGGUGCAAAUGGUGGGGAUGAGUGAGAAUUAUGUGAGCUGUGAAGAGUUUGAGGAGGGUCUUGGGGGUGCUGUGUGUGAGGAGAUACUGGUAGAGACAAGUCAUGUGUUUUGUUGAUGCACAGCUUUUAUUAAUGACCUUCUGAAAAUGCACCUACGGAUGUCUUAUCUUUGACAUCCCACUGCUCAGGAUCCAACUAAUUUGUGG
Molecule: messenger RNA, 3985 nt
Organism: Pipra filicauda (Wire-tailed manakin)
Lineage: Eukaryota; Metazoa; Chordata; Aves; Passeriformes; Pipridae
Product: protocadherin gamma-A10-like
Exons: 1
Coding region: 21-2783 (920 amino acids)
Biological process (GO): homophilic cell-cell adhesion
Cellular component (GO): plasma membrane
Molecular function (GO): calcium ion binding
Source: RefSeq, a predicted model, not a curated record